CUUUGGCGCCGCUAUCUACACCAGGAACCGCCUGCCCGACUCCACCUCUUCCUUUCCCGGGCUGUGGCCACGCGCGGCGGUUCCGCUUAAUCCUCGGGCCGCCCGGUGGGUCCUCCUCCCCGCCAUUGUAGGAGGCCGCGCCCUAUUCUACAGUGGUGGUCGGCCAGUGGCGAGAAGUUGGGCCGGUGUUUGGUGAGCGUGGCUGGCUUCGAGAGCUUCUCUUGGGAGAGUGUUGUCUAGCAAUUAAGUAUCAUGUCUGACAACGGAGAACUUGAAGAUAAGCCCCCAGCACCACCUGUUCGGAUGAGCAGUACUAUUUUCAGUUCAGGAGGCAAAGACCCAUCGUGUACUAAUCAUAGCUUGAAACCCCUGCCCUCUGUGCCAGAAGAGAAAAAACCUAGGAACAAAAUCAUCUCUAUUUUCUCUGGCACUGAAAAAGGGAGUAGGAAAAAGGAAAAAGAAAGGCCUGAAAUUUCUCCCCCAUCAGACUUUGAACAUACCAUUCAUGUUGGCUUUGAUGCUGUUACUGGAGAAUUCACUGGAAUGCCAGAACAGUGGGCUCGGCUGCUACAAACCUCAAAUAUCACCAAGUUAGAACAAAAGAAGAACCCUCAGGCUGUAUUAGAUGUGUUGAAGUUCUAUGACUCUAAAGACACUGCAAAACAGAAGUAUCUGAGCUUGUCUGCUACAGACAAAGACGGCUUCCCCUCAGGAGUGCCUGCACCCAGUGCAAAAGGAUCAGAGCCUUCUACAACAACUGAAGAGGAAGAGGAUGAUGAAGCUGCCCCUCCAGUUAUUGCUCCGAGGCCAGAUCAUACAAAAUCAAUUUACACUAGGUCAGUAAUAGAUCCCAUCCCAGUUCCAUCUAGUGACUCUGGUGACAAUGCUGCAAAAUCAGCUGAUAAGCAGAAAAAGAAAGCAAAAAUGUCAGAUGAAGAGAUCAUGGAAAAGCUAAGAACUAUUGUAAGUAUAGGAGAUCCAAAGAAAAAAUAUACCAGAUACGAAAAAAUAGGGCAAGGGGCUUCAGGUACUGUUUUUAUUGCCAUAGAUGUGGCAACAGGACAGGAGGUUGCUAUUAAACAGAUAAAUCUUCAGAAGCAGCCCAAGAAGGAGUUAAUUAUCAAUGAGAUUUUGGUAAUGAAGGAACUGAAGAACCCAAACAUAGUCAACUUUCUAGACAGUUACCUUGUUGGAGAUGAACUGUUUGUUGUAAUGGAGUACUUGGCUGGUGGGUCUCUCACGGAUGUGGUUACAGAGACAUGCAUGGAUGAGGCACAGAUUGCUGCUGUCUGCAGAGAAUGUUUGCAGGCGCUAGAGUUCCUCCAUGCCAAUCAGGUGAUACACAGAGAUAUUAAAAGUGACAAUGUGUUGCUGGGAAUGGAUGGAUCAGUUAAACUGACUGACUUUGGAUUCUGUGCUCAGAUAACUCCUGAACAGAGCAAACGUAGUACUAUGGUUGGGACACCUUACUGGAUGGCUCCUGAAGUGGUAACACGGAAGGCCUAUGGCCCUAAAGUAGAUAUCUGGUCCCUGGGCAUCAUGGCUAUUGAAAUGGUUGAAGGAGAACCUCCAUAUCUCAACGAAAAUCCUUUGCGGGCUUUAUAUUUGAUAGCAACAAAUGGCACCCCAGAGCUGCAGAACCCAGAAAAACUGUCUCCAAUAUUCCGUGAUUUUCUAAAUAGUUGUUUGGAAAUGGAUGUAGAGAAAAGAGGGUCUGCCAAAGAACUCUUACAGCACUCUUUCCUGAAACUGGCCAAACCUUUGUCAAGCUUGACGCCACUGAUCCUAGCAGCCAAAGAAGCAAUGAAGAGUAACCGUUAGCAUUGCUGCUGUGGCCUUCAUAAUUUUGUUUUUAUUUUUAAAAAUCUUGAUAAUAUAUAAAUUGUUCUUGUUAGGGGCUGAAAGUCUGCAGAAGUGGAGGGAAAUCUCUCACCUGGAACACGUACAAGGAAAAAAUGUGGUAGUGCUAGUGAACUCUUCUAGGAUCCCAGAAGAUGUGGACUGAAUCACUGGCCUUUUCACUUUUUUGCAGACAACUCAAGCAUGUUUUACUAAGUCUGAGAGUUUUUCUCUCUCUUUCUUUGUCACUCUCUUUUUUUUUUAGUGAUGAUUUUGCUGUACCAGAUCCCACUCAUUGUGCUCAGUUGGGCAGUUUCAAUACUUGAACAAUUGAUUCAAGCUUUUAAAGGGAGGCAUUACUUUUAAUGUGCUAAUAUUUUUACUUCCCUUCCUUUUGUCUGUCAGCCUUUCAAAAUAUGGCAUGCUCCAAAUUAUUGGAUUAAAGGCAGAUGGCUAGAAAUGUGAAAGUACCUCUGACCCUCUUUUUCUUAAGUACAGUUUAGCUGUAGUUGUUGUGUAGCAUUAACCACCCAGCUACUUAAGAACCACAAUGUUUUAUUGACUCUGCUUAAAAACAGAAGAACAUGGGCAGAGAGGGAAGGAAAAGAUUCAGCAAAGUUGCUGCAUGGACCUCUUAACCCAAGGGAAAGAUUCCUCUGAAUUUUGAAGAUGCAAUGUGAAUGUGGGGGAAAGGAGGAGUGUGUGUGUGUAUGUUUGAGUGUUUAAUGCUUAAACCAUCCUCUGGGCUUGGAGAGAGAACCCCAGUCUGAAAACUGUCUUCCACUUCUCCCUUGCCUCUUUAGGCUUGUUCGUAACAUUUAAAUGGUUGUCUUGAAAGUUUGUGGUUUUAUAGCAAAGUGCUGUAUUCAUGUUCUGACUUGGGCUUUAUGCUGGUGCCUUCUGAAUUUUUAAAUUACCCUUCUUUGUAUUAAAUACAUUUUGUAUAUGUUGUACAUUUUUCCUCCAAAAGCAAAUAAUGCACCAACUUUGGAGUUGUCAGGACUUGUAUUAGAGCUGUUCCUUUUUAAUAUAUGUAUAUGCGCCAUUUCUACUAACAAAAGAUUCAGCAGAUUUGCAAAAAUGGAAAAUCCAGGACUUUUUGUAUAAUUCAACCAACUGAAACUUCUGAACACCUAAAGUGCUAUUUUGUGGAGACAAAAGGUGGUAUGUAGCUUAGAAUCAGUGUUUGAAUUGGCUUGCUGGAGAAACUUGCCUUCUCAUGGUGGUCCUUUCCUGAAAGACUUCUCAAUUGUUAUGGCAGAAAGUAAAACACAAGAUAAAGUGCCUCUUUAAAUGAAAAUAAUUGGAGCCAUAGAAGAAUUGAGGUUCCAGUUGAGGCAGCCAGGUAGAUCAUGAGGGUUCCCUGGUCACUCACAUCAACCUUUUAAAAUCACUAUUUUUAUGUGCAACUUAAUGGAAAAUUCUUGAAUGAUGUGCCAAACCAUAAUACAAAAAGAUUAAUUAAUUUGGUGCUAUAGCUUUGCCACACUCCUACAUAGUAUUCAUGGGAGAACAUCUUAAAAGAACUGAUUUAAAAGAGAUCCUUUAUGGUCAGUGAAAGGGGCUUUCUUAUUUUUGAACAAGUAUAACAAGUAUUGGUAUAAGAAUAUACUUGUGUUGGUUUCAUGCACAGGUUGCUGCAAAAACACAGAUUCUGAGUUUGGAGCUGUUGCACCCCACAAGGUUCCAUUCCUUUAGAAGCUGGAAGUGCUUGCAGCAGUCCACUGAUGCUCUCUGCCUUAUUUGUACAGUGGAAAGCAAUGCCACACUCCCAUUUUUAGUUUUAUCUUGUGAAAAGUAUUCCUUUGAAAAUGAUAUAACAAAGCAGUCCAUUUAUUUUCAGUGCAUUUGUAAUGUCCAUGGUUUGGUCCAAGGAAGUGUUCUGCCCUCGUCUGUGUGAUAUUUUACAAUGCUGUUCUUCCCCUUGCCAUAACUUGCAAUAUUGAUCACCUUACUGUAAAAGUUAGAGUAGUCUUGAUUUUACAUUUGUUUAUGUGAAUCAAGCCAAGACACUUAAAAAAGAAAAGGAAACCUUGCAUUUAAUUUUAAUGUUAGCAUUGGUUUUUUGUCUAUUGCUGGCAAUAGAUUAUGUGGAAUCCAUGACUCCUGUGGCAUAGGUGUGUUGGUGUUCAUUUUUAAUGGUAGCACUGGUAAGGUUAAAAAAACAUAGUUAGGGAAAGUUAAUUUUAAACAAGAUGGUAGGAUUUAUUGGCCUUUUAAGUUAUUUCAUUAAACAGUUAUUUGAAAUUAGCAAUCCACUGCAUAUCAAUCUGUCUUCUUAAAUCUUCAAGAAGUCACUAACAAUUUGGACUAGCCCAGGAGUAGCUGAGGCACAUGUGGUGGCCUCUGGUACCCUCAUGGAACUGAGAUCUCUCACAGUGUGUUCGUAGGCACUCUGGAGAGUAGCUUGCGGUUUCAUGCUUCAGGAGAGCCUUCAUCUAAUUGUCUUGCUUCCUGGCACUAGAAAGAACUAGGAACAGAAGUAGGAGACAUUAUGGGACAAAGGGAUUGUCAUCAAGAUCCGUGGUUCAUUCUCACCUGACUAACUUCUUGGCUAACUCUGAUUCACCCAGAUUUUCAGUUACUAAUGGGAAUAUGUAAUGACUGAUAUAUACUGUCUUCAGGUGUUUAUUUUUGAUCUAUUGUGACUUUUUUCAGGCUAAAUUCAGUAUGUGUUGAUUACCCCAUCUUGGGUCUGAGCCUAGUUUAAUGUAUCAUUGGUGGUCACUAAAGUAAGAGCUGAGCCUGCAGUGGCAAGUUCAUGUCCUCAGAAUUUAAUCUGGCCUAACAAAGUCACCGUAAUUGAAAAUAAACCCCAAAGGGCUGUUGUGGAUCAGCUUUUGUGUUUUGAACAUGUUUCAGAUAUGAGCCAUAAUCUAUGGUUUGAAUACACGCAAGAAGGGUGUCUUAGACUUUGAAAGCAGGUUUACCUGGAAUAAUCAGAUCCCAUUUCUUUUCCUAUCACAGAAAUUGAAACAAACCUGGUUUCUGACCACAGAGUGUCCCAGUGAGUGUGUACUGGUUUGUGUAGAGACACUUAUCACUUGAACAUGGAUGUUUUUAACUUAAGUGAUCACCAUAUAUGUACUCCAUGGCAAUUAGGAGAAAUUUAACUCUGCUAAUAGAGUUGGAAGGGUUUCUUUGGUAUGUGUCUUCAUAGCUGGAAUUAAGUACACCUUAAAUUGAUUUCCUUCUGUACAUUCUUUUUCUCACUUUGCCAGAUUGUAAAUGGAAGUAGGUGCAAGCUUUCAAUAUUUUUUUACUGUCUUCAGAUUUUAUUGCCUUUUGUUUAAUUUAAUCCCGAUCUGUUAUUUAAUUGUUACUGCAAUAUUAACUACUGUAUUUGACUAUGUUUAAUGACUUUGUUCUUUCAGGGCUAGAAAUAAACAUUUUUAAAACGA
Messenger RNA from Heteronotia binoei (common prickly gecko), 5240 nucleotides. RefSeq names its product p21 (RAC1) activated kinase 2 (gene PAK2). Lineage: Eukaryota; Metazoa; Chordata; Lepidosauria; Squamata; Gekkonidae. The transcript is spliced from 15 exons. Gene Ontology annotation, biological process: intracellular signal transduction; protein phosphorylation; regulation of MAPK cascade. Gene Ontology annotation, cellular component: cytoplasm. The record is from RefSeq and is a predicted model, not a curated record. Bases 253 to 1821 code for a protein of 522 amino acids. Gene Ontology annotation, molecular function: ATP binding; protein serine/threonine kinase activity.